Diabrotica virgifera virgifera (western corn rootworm) is the source of this 5271-nucleotide messenger RNA. Its product is annotated as cytochrome P450 9e2. The transcript has 6 exons. The record is from RefSeq and is a predicted model, not a curated record. Gene Ontology annotation, molecular function: iron ion binding; oxidoreductase activity, acting on paired donors, with incorporation or reduction of molecular oxygen; heme binding. Lineage: Eukaryota; Metazoa; Arthropoda; Insecta; Coleoptera; Chrysomelidae. The coding region runs from base 265 to 1842 and encodes 525 amino acids.
CAGAAUUAGUUUGCGGCUAUUAAAACCACACGGAAUAAUAUAAAUUGUAUUUCCAUUUGUUCGAAAAGUAAACAGUUUUCUUCGCAAGUUAGUAUCUAAAUUCCAUAUUCCAUAAAGUAUAUUAUAUUUUGCAAGUGCUUUUGACAUAUCAACGGAAGUAUUAGGCAGGUAUCUAAUUAGGAUUAUUUUCUUUAAAAUUGAUAUUGAGGAAUAAGAAGAGUUUUCCAAAUUUUCAUGACCUCAUAAAUCAAAAAAAAGUUUAAAAUGUUUUUGAUCCUUGGAGUAAUACUAUUAACUACUCUUAUCUACUACUAUAUGAUAAAUCCGCUUUCCCACUGGAGAGAGCGGGGUAUUCUACAGAAAGGCGUUUUAGAAUCUUUCCACUUUUCAUGGUUUGGUAUUUUUUACCGCGUUUCUAUGGCAGACAAUAUAAUAAAAGCCUACAAUGACUUUCCUGGAACCAGAUAUUAUGGUUUAUAUCAGUUCAAUGUUCCUACAAUGCUACUCAAAGACGUCGAUUUGAUCAAGCAAAUGGUGAUAAAGGACUUCGAUCAUUUCAAUGAACAUCGUGCUUUUGCUAGGGAAGAUGUUGAUCCCAUGUGGGCCAAGAAUUUGUUUUCAUUAACAGGUAACAAAUGGAGAAACAUGCGAUCCACCCUUAGCCCUUCUUUCACCAGCAGCAAGAUGAAAGGAAUGUUUGUCUUAAUGAAAGCUAACGCUGAAAGAUUCGUCAAUUUUUAUCUCAAUCAAAACAAAGAGAUUAUUCAGGUAGAAAUGAAAGAAGUAUCUACACGAUAUAGUAACGAUGUUAUAGCUUCCACAGCCUUUGGAUUCGACUGUGAUUCCCUGGCUGAGCCAAACAAUGAGUUCUACAUAAUGGGAAAAAAUCUCACCGCCUUUGGUAGAUUCAGUACGAUAAUUAGAUUUCUUUUUAGCAUGUUUCUACCAAAUGUAGCUAAGCUUUUUAACAUUCGAAUCAUCAAACAAGAAGUUGGCAACUUCUUUACCAAAAUUAUUGAAGAUUCUAUUAAAAUGAGAGAACAAAAAGGAUUAGUCAGGCCAGAUAUGAUCCAUUUACUGUUAGAGGCAAGAAAAGGAAACUCAAAAGCAGACGAUCAGCAUACUACUGCUGAUACUGGAUAUGCUACUGUCGAAGAACAUCUUAAAACUGAAAUAAAAACUGAUAUCACCAACGAAGACAUCGUCGCCCAAGCUCUUGUCUUCUUCUUUGCUGGUUUCGAUUCCAGUUCUAAUUUGAUGAGCUUCAUGGGAUACGAAUUAUGUGCUAAUCCAGAUAUCCAAGACAGGCUAAGAGAAGAAAUUAAAGAAACUUUGGAAAACUGUAACGAAAAAUUAACAUACGAAGCUCUUGUUGACAUGAAGUAUAUGGAUAUGGUAGUGACAGAGACUCUACGAAAGUGGCCAGCAAUGCCAGCAAUGGACAGAAUCUGCACCAAACCAUAUACCAUCGAACCAGUUCUACCUGAAGAAAAGCCAGUUCAACUAAUACCAGGAGACAUAGUAACUCUACCCAUAUAUUCCAUCCAUCACGAUCCUGAACUGUUUCCAGAUCCAGAAACUUUUGAUCCCGAAAGAUUCAGCGAAGAAAACAAAGCGGAUCUUAAACCUUACUCUUAUAUGCCAUUUGGUUUGGGGCCUAGGAAUUGUAUCGGCUCCAGAUUUGCGCUUCUAGAAACUAAAAUCCUAUUUUUCUACAUUUUAAAAUAUUUUAAAAUAGUUCCUGUUGAAAAAUCUGAUAUACCUAUCAAAUUAGAUAAGAGUGUAUUUCAGUUUGUACCAAGUAAAGGUAUUACUGUAGGAUUUGAACGUAUUAAAUUAUAAUUGAUUCAGUGAAUUUGUACCCUACGAGCUCCCUAGUGGGAAAGUUUUGGGGUAGUUCUGAUUUCUUUCAUUAUAUAUGGAUUUUGGGCCGCUGAAUCUGAAUAUGAGGUUUGCGGACAAAAUUUCUUGCCGGAACAUUGAAAAAAUCGCGAAAAAAUCGAAAAAUUUCAUCUUUUUUCCGAUUUUUUGCUCAAAUCUCGAAAACUAUUAACUUUUAGUAAAUGGUCUGUUAAUAGAAAUUAAAGUACUUAAAAUUAUCUACAAACACCACUAUUUACUUCUUUUUCAGACGAACCGUUCGGUCUAAAGUGCAAGUUGAAAAUUGCCAAUUUUUAACGGUCUCGGCAAAACCCACUUUUUACAUUCCAACACUUUAGUUUUUAUUAGAAUGCUGUCAUUUGAUAAAUUUCUCCUAGUUUUCUGUACAAAUUAUAAAUGUUAGUUCAUAAUAUGAAUAUGGUAUGUCUCUUCUCACAGCUUCCAUGAAUCCAUUCCAUCCUAAAAUACCGAUAAUGUCUCUGCUUUUCCCUUAGAGCCACAGAAGAUCAGGCACAGAUGGAGUAACAGUUUCAGUUGGUGUGAACAUUCCCUUCGAAUGUUGAUUUCUGAUAAACCUUGAGGUUUUGUCCUUUCAAAAUGUAAUAGUUGAACAGCUCUCUGACUUCCAUAAACCUCAGGUGCGGGUUUAGUUUUUAGCCGAGGAAUGGAUUGGUUAGGAGCUAUUGCAUGUUUAGGUGCAAUACAAGAAAUGCCACCCAUGACGUAAAAAGUGUGGUAUCCGUUCAUUAUAUGUACGUUAACCCUUUCUGUCCCAACGCUGCAUAUAUAUGUUUUUGAAAAAGUGGGUCUGUAUUCCCAGCCGCCGUAUAUAUACGUUCAAGGUGUUAUGGUCUCAAUUCUCAAUUUUCCAAAAGCCGAAAAUAUGCGUUGCUUAUAAAAUUUUAGACUCAUUGGUGUCCCAAAGCCUCAAAAUGUUGCCACCUAAGACAGGUCAUGCGGACCCAUUGCCGUAUAUAUUUGUUCACAUAUUUUAGAUAUAUAUAUGCUAUAUUGUAGCACUGGUGGCAACGCUUAUAGGUAGCUGCUAGGAGUUGAAGCGUUUGUAGCCGCAGAAAAGACCAGAAAAAAAGAAGCGAAUCGAGAUACAUGUGUGCAAGAUGCGGAGUCGGCCUUUGUGUAGUGUCAUGUUUUGAGGAGUACCACACAAAAGAAAACUUUUAAUGUUAAUUUACAUUACAUUAUUUUUUUUUAAGUUAAUUACAUUUUUUUAAGUUUAAGUUGGUUAAAAAAAACUCAUUAAAAAACAUGUUUCGGUCAUUUAUUUGUUUAUUUAUAUGCGACGUAUAUACAGUGCUAGUCAAAAGUCCGUACCCCCCUCUUAUCUUUUGAACGGUUAUACCUAUAAUAGUGAAAUUUGGAGCGAGAAAAUAAACGGACGUAAGCUUCUUAACUAGUCAUGACAGGUGACGCAAUAGUGACAGAUGACAUUACAGAGCCACUGUGACCGAUAUUUUUAAAUGGGACCUUAUGGCAAGUGAUACCUCGUUUGAAAGGUAUUCAAAAUACCUAUUCAGUCAUACUAAUUUUUUGGGUUUAAGUUGAUUUUGAUUUUGGUGAAUAAAUUAAAUUAAUAUAAUAUUGUAGUUUCGCAUUUAAUUAAUAAAAAUUCAAAUGUCCGCCUAUGUUUUUUUUUUGUCAAAAAAAGUUGACGUUUUUCAAUUCUCUAGUAGUUUUUACGACAACAUCAACCUUUUUGACAAGUAAUCAUAGGCGGAAUUUAGAAUUUUUAUUAAUUUUAAAUGCGAAACUACAAUUUUAUAUUAUUUCAUUUAUUCAUCAAAAUUAGCUUAAACUCAAACAAAAUUAGUAUGUCUGAAUAGUUAUUUUCAAUACCUUUCAAACGAUGUAUCACUUGUCAUAAGGUCCCAUUUAAAAUUAUCUGUCACAGUGGCGCUGUAUAGUCAUCUGUCACUAUUACGUCACCUGUCAUGACUAGUUAAGAAGCUUACGUCCGUUUAUUUCCUCCCUCCAAAUUUCACUAUUAUAGGUGUAACCGUUCAAAAGAUAAGAGGGGGGGUACGGAACUUUUGAUUAGCACUGUAUAAGGCAAUGGGACUCUAAGCAUGAAAAAACCUUUGGGACUGAGGGACCAACAUGUAAAUUAAGGCCUGGCAUAGAAAGGGUUAAAAUCAGCGUUUUCGAACACCUGUUGUGUAAAGCACGGCUGGUCAAUUUUCUGCGGAUCGCCUGCGAUUGCUGACACUUCCAGAUAAGCAACGCGCUUGCUCAAAGUCUUGUAGCGGCAGUAAGGACCAGAUAGUUGGUCUCACCAUUCCUUGCAGGGUUGGCCGUUUUCUCUACAAAAAGUACGGCUUAAGAAAAUAGGUUGAUGUAGUUUCCUCUUUGGGGUUUUGUUCAUCCUAUACAGAAGCUGUUCGUCUGGAAGUGUCAGCAUUCGCAGGCGAUCCACAGAAAAUUGACCUGCCGUGCUUUACACAGCAGGGUACGAUAACGCUGAUUUUAACGUACAUACAAUCGACGAAUACCACACUUUUCACGUCAUAUGUGGCAUUUCUUGUAUUGCACCAAAACAUGCAGUAGCUCCUAAGCAAUCCAUUCCUCGGAUAAAAAAGAAACCCGCGUCUCAAGCGCGAGAAACAAAACCUCAAGGUUUAUCAGAAAUCAAGAUAACAGAUCCGAAGGGAAUGUUCACACCAACUGAAACUGUGACUCCAUCUGUGCCUGAUCUUCUGUGGCUCUAAGGGAAAAGCAGAGACAUUCCCGGCAACUUAGGACGGAAUGGACUUAUGGAAGCUGUCACAGGAGACAUACCAUACCUAUGAACUAACAUUUAUUAUUUGUACAGAAAACUAGGAGAAAUUUAUCAAAUGACAGCAUUCUAAUAAAAAAUUAAGUUUUGGAAUGUAAAAAGUGGGUUUUGCCGAGAUCGUUAAAAAUUGGCAAUUUUCAACUUGUACUUUAGACCGAACGGUUCGUCUGAAAAAAAAAGUAAAUAGUGAUGUUUGUAGAUAAUUUUAUGUACUUUAAUUUCUGUUAACAGACCAUUUACUAAAAGUUAAUAGUUUUCGAGAUUUGUACAAAAAAGCGGAAAAAAGCUGAAAUUUUUCAGUUUUUUCGCGAUUUUUUCAAUGUUCCGGCAAGAAAUUUUGUCCUCAAACCUCAUAUUCAGAUUCAGCAGCCCAAAAUCCAUAUAUAGUGAAAAAAAUCAGAACUACCCCAAAACUUUCCUAGUCAAAACACAAUUUUAUUGAAUCAAAUCUAUUCCAUUGAUCAUAGUAACAAAAAAUAUAAUGUAUUAUUAUUUUGUAGGUAUCAAUGAAAUAUUUAAUUAAAUAAUAAGGUUUUGUGCUAUGUGCUAUAGGUUGAUGGAUGUUUUGUAAAAAUAAAAUAUUUUUUUAAAAAGCAAAA